AGUAGAGGAACCAUAACAACUCACUAAUAACGUUCACAAGAAAACCACUCAUAUCUAUAAUGACUACUACCCUAACUCUUUUGUUAGGGUUUUUAGCCCUAUUGAGUACCCUUAGCUUCAACGCUGAAGCUAGGCCUCAACCAAGUGAUGAGGAUCUCGGUAUCGUCAUUGGACCUCACACUACUUUCGAAGACGACCUUGGCAUCGUAAUUGGACCGGAAGAGAGCGAAGACAUACAGCAGGUCAACCUAGAUGAUGAAGACUUGGGCACCAUCAUUGGACCCGAGUUUGAAGUCCACAAGAGUGAUUUCCCUGACGAUUUCAUCUUUGGAACAUCCGUUUCCGCAUAUCAGGUUGAAGGUGCUAAAAAGGGAUCAGGGAGAGGCUUGACAACAUGGGAUGAAUUUACACACAUGUUUCCUGACAAGGUUGAACAACGUAGUGAUGGAGAUGUCGGAGUCGACUUCUAUACUCGUUACAAGGAUGAUAUAAAAUUAAUGAAGGAGUUGAAAACGAAUGGGUUCAGAUUCUCAAUCUCAUGGACCAGAGUCUUGCCUUAUGGAUCAAUUGAGAAAGGUGUCAACGAGGAGGGGGUGAAGUUCUACGACGAUCUUAUAAAUGCACUUAUAGCUGAUGGCAUUCAGCCAGCGAUUACUCUAUUUCACUGGGAAUCUCCACUUGCUCUAGAAAUGAAAUACGGAGGUUUUCUAAGCGAACAGAUUGUUGAGGAUUUCCGGAAGUUUGCAAAGUUCUGCUUCGAUAAAUUUGGAGAUAGGGUUAAGAACUGGGCAACAUUUAACGAGCCAUCGGUAUAUAGUGUUGCGGGUUAUUCAAAAGGUAAGAAAGCGCCAGGACGGUGCUCUCCAUUUGAAGUCAUCAAAUGCCCCUCAGGAGAUUCAUCCGAAGAGCCUUACAGAGUUGGUCGUAACCAAAUUCUUUCUCAUGUUGCUGCUGUUGAAGAAUUCCGAAAAUGUAAAAAGUGCCAAGAGGGAGGAGGGAAAAUUGGAAUAGUGUUGGUGUCUCACUGGUUCGAGCCUAAAGAUCCAAACUCAAGUAAAGAUGUCGAGGCAGCAAGACGUUCCCUCGAGUACCAACUCGGCUGGUUUCUUCGCCCUCUCGUGUAUGGACAGUAUCCAAAGGAGAUGCUAGAAGGUACCACAAGCCGAGUGGAAGCAUUUACACCAGAAGAAUCUAAGAGACUAAGAGGCUCUUUGGACUACGUCGGGAUAAAUUACUAUGGAGCAUUCUUUUCUACUCCACUCACUAAUGUUAAUUCAUCGCAGAUUACUUAUCAUUCCGACAUGCGUGUAAACUGGACAGUUGACCAAAACCAUUCACCACAUCUCAAGUCAACAGCAAUGGGUAUAGUAAUAUAUCCAGCGGGUUUGAUGAAUCUGAUGAGACAUAUCAAAGAUGAAUACAUGGAUCCAGAGAUUUACAUUAUGGAGAAUGGGAUGGACGAGCUCGACGAUGGGACCAAGACCUUAGUGGAAGCCUUAAACGACUACGGGAGAAAAGAGUUCAUCAAGAGUCACAUCUUAAUUAUGGGCAAAGCCAUCAGGAUGUACAAUGUGAGACUGAAGGGUUACUUUAUAUGGUCGUUAAUGGACAACUUCGAGUGGGAGAAAGGAUAUAAAAUCAGGUUUGGGCUGUACCAUGUCGAUUUCAAUGACAACAUGAAACGAUAUAUGAGGUCAUCUGGGAAAUGGCUAAGCGAGUUUCUUGAUUCAAAAGAGUCUCUGCAUAAAUGCUACUUCGAGGGCCAUCGUGAGAAAGGAUAUGCUCCCAAGCUGUCUGACAGGGAGAUAUAUGAUCGUGACAACUGGCGUAUCAGAUACACGAGCGAUGUUAUGUGAAAAAUAGUGAAAGUAUGAUAUGAUCAUCGAUAUGCAGUAUGCUCAAAAUAGUAAGAAUAAGAUAUGAGAUGGUCUUAUUUAUGUUUUAAAUGUAUGUGUGAUUUUAUGUGAAGUGUUUUAUCAGUGUUUGUAUGCACAUGCUAAUAAUGAAUAAGAAUAUUAAUUAGCUAAUGUUUUCUUUUAAA
Molecule: messenger RNA, 2041 nt
Organism: Brassica rapa (field mustard)
Lineage: Eukaryota; Viridiplantae; Streptophyta; Magnoliopsida; Brassicales; Brassicaceae
Product: beta-glucosidase 33
Biological process (GO): glucosinolate catabolic process; response to salt stress; carbohydrate metabolic process
Molecular function (GO): beta-glucosidase activity
Source: RefSeq, a predicted model, not a curated record